AUGGGGAGAGAGCUCCACAGCAUGGUAUUCAGAGCGGAAGCCAUGCUGCUACGACUGUGGUUGACGUUUUCAGCAGACGAGGUGACGUCAACCAGGAGAGCUGCGAUCAUGCAGCAUUUUCGCGACACAUACGCGUACAUAUCUCACAUCAAGAUGCACUUGGAAGGAAGAUAUGGAAUGGAAUUCGGAGUGGAGUACACGACGUACAAGAGCGUCAGGGACCUCAGGUUGGCCCAAAACAAAUGGCUAUACAACAGAAAGCACGUAAAAUCAACUCAUAAGGUUCUGUAUGCCAAGCGUGAGGACCCCAAGCUGGACAUCGAGGUGUCGUCAUUGUACCUAACGUGUGGAAUACUCAUUCUGGAAGACAAUGCGAAGGCAGCAGAGCUUCAGGACAGGAAUCUGCAGUGGAUGAUUUCGUCGAAGAAAUGCACAACAUUCAACAACGCCAAGAACGUGUAA
Babesia bigemina is the source of this 462-nucleotide messenger RNA. RefSeq lists its product as hypothetical. Lineage: Eukaryota; Apicomplexa; Aconoidasida; Piroplasmida; Babesiidae. The transcript has a single exon. The record is from RefSeq and is a predicted model, not a curated record. The coding region runs from base 1 to 462 and encodes 153 amino acids.